UUUCUCUUUAUUGGUUGGUAGCACAGUACAGCUAACUUAGCUUUUCUAGCUAGCUAGAGCUUGGCAUAUUCAUGGAGCACUGCCCUAGUUCAUCUAGAGCUGAUAGGAAAACCAUAGAGAAAAAUAGGAGGAAUCAAAUGAAAGCCCUAUACUCCAAGCUCAAUUCUCUUGUUCCCCAUCAACGUUCAAGGGAAGUGACAUCGCUACCAGAUCAGCUAGAUGAUGCUGUGAGCUACAUCAAAAAGCUACAGACGAACUUGGAGAAAAUGAGGGAGAAGAAAGAGAGCCUAAUGGGAGCUGAGAAGAGUGGAAAUAAUAAUGCCGGCUUUGUUGGUGGUGGAGUAAUGGGGGGCUUAAAAUCACCACAGAUUGAGAUUGAGAUUCAAGAAAUGGGUUCAGCUCUACAGGUUGUUCUGAUAACUGGGUUGGAUUAUCAGUUCAUGUUUAAUGAAUCAAUUCGCGUGCUUCAUGAAGAGGGAGCCGACAUUGUGAACGCCAGUUUUUCAAUUGUUGAAGAUACCAUUUUCCACACAAUACAUUCCAAGAUUGGAGAGUCUGCACCAGGCCCCGUAGCUGCAAGGAUAUCAGAGAGACUGAAAAAGCUUGUGAACGGUAGAGCUGGUUCAUUUUGAAGCAUACAAUAUGAUCACAAAGUGCUGCUCUAUAUUGAAGGGAUUGAUAACCUUAAUUAUAUGUAUAUUUCUCUGAGUUUGGUUGGUGAUCUUCUUGUGAGUCCUUUAGAAUGACUAUGUCAUUAUGCAUAUGCCCCUUGGUCACGAUCUCGAGCUUUUCUUUUCUUUUGCUUACAUCUAGGACUUACUGCAGUUUACCAAAAUUCAUGCUUGUUCACUCACUCAAUGAAAUAUUGAGGUUUUUGUUUCA
Messenger RNA from Prunus avium (sweet cherry), 882 nucleotides. Its product is annotated as basic helix-loop-helix (bHLH) DNA-binding superfamily protein. Gene Ontology annotation, cellular component: RNA polymerase II transcription regulator complex. Lineage: Eukaryota; Viridiplantae; Streptophyta; Magnoliopsida; Rosales; Rosaceae. Gene Ontology annotation, molecular function: protein dimerization activity; DNA-binding transcription factor activity, RNA polymerase II-specific; RNA polymerase II transcription regulatory region sequence-specific DNA binding. Gene Ontology annotation, biological process: regulation of transcription by RNA polymerase II. The record is from RefSeq and is a predicted model, not a curated record.